AGGAGAAGACUGUGGGAGGUGGAGUGGACUUGCAGCUUGUUAGGGGGCUGUCGGCUGGUAAAGCCAGCAACCCACUCCUUCAUAUUCCUUAGGUGCAUCUUAGAGAGCCUAGAAAACAGCAGAGGGGAGAAAGCUGCAACUCAGCCCUCCUUGAAGAACCACCUGAAUCAUUGAAGUCAGGAGAUUGCAAAUACUGGAAGAUUAACUGGUGCAACACUGAACAAGGGAAGGAACCGCAAACUAUACUUUGACCAUUGAUUUUCUAUCAAUGACUUCUAUUUAAGAGGGAAAAAGGGAUUACUGUAUUGCUGCCCUCUUUACACCAACACUGAUAAACUAUAGAACUCAAGAAGCAUGGCUGUGCAUAAGAGGCAGGUGUGUGUGGUUAGUUCAAUGACGUUAGCACUGGGACUGGUCUUCUUCAGUUCAGCCACAUUGGCAGAGGAGUACGACUAUUAUAGCUGGCAGUCCGACAACUUCCACAACGGGCGCUUUUAUGCUAAGCAACCACAGUGCGUGGACAUCCCGGCCGAGCUUCGUCUCUGCUACACUGUUGGCUACAAGAAGAUGCGACUUCCCAACCUGCUGGACCACGAGACCAUGCCUGAGGUGAUGCAGCAGGCGGGCAGCUGGGUACCCCUCGUGGCCAAGCGCUGCCACGCUGACACACAGGUGUUCCUUUGCUCAUUGUUUGCUCCGGUGUGUCUGGACCGGCCCAUUUAUCCAUGCCGCUCUCUCUGUGAGGCCGUCAGGAACAGCUGUGCUCCUGUCAUGGAGACCUAUGGCUUUCCAUGGCCAGAGAUGCUCCAGUGUGAAAAGUUCCCCAUUGAUAAUGAUCUCUGCAUCCCUAUGCAGUUCUCUGGGAAUCAUGCCACUCAAACUCCAGCUUCAAAAGCAUGUCCACCCUGUGACAAUGAGCUGAAAGCCGACACAAUAAUGGAGCACUUCUGUGCCAGUGACUUCGCACUCAAAAUGAAGAUCAAAGAAGUGAAGAAGGAGAAAGGUGACCGCAAACUUAUCGCUGCUCAGAAGAAGAAGAAGGUUCUCAAGAUGGGGAUCUUGCGCAAAAAAGACAUGAAGAAGCUGACGCUGUACAUCAAGAAUGGUGCAAACUGCCCGUGUUCCCAGCUCGACAACCUUGGGAGUAGCUUCCUCAUCAUGGGCCGUAAAGUGGACCAGCAGCUACUGCUUAUGUCUAUUCACAAGUGGGAGAAAAAGAGCAAGGAACUCAAGUAUGCCCUCAAAUACAUGAAGUCUCAGCAGUGUCCAGCAUACCACAGUGUCUUCCAGUGACUGACUGUAUAACUCAACUCUGCUCUCUCAAAGCUUUCCAAAUCCCCUGCGCAAUUACCGCAUACAUUUUAUUCAGCAGUUGCCUUUGGGAUGCAUUCAUUGCUAACGGAUUGAUACUUCAGCAGUCUUCAUUUUUAUAUAUAUAUAUAAAUGUAUUCAUUUACUUUAGGUAGAGCAGAGGAUAAAAUAUCAUUCCAAAGAACAAUUUAAAUAAACUGACAUUUUUUUAUAUGGUUACCGAUCCCACAUCAGAAGCGAUAAGAAAGCUGUAGAAGCCAAUUUGAUCUGAUCAUGUUAAUGCCAGAGUAAGUAAAAGAACAAUCUAUAAGUAAACAUUAGCUUAAAAAGACAAAUAGCUUUUCUGUUAAACUAUUAUUUUGUAGAUAUGGAUUAAAAAUAUAAUGGUGCACCAUAAAUCAUGUAGAUAAGAUUAUGGUUAUGAAAAUGCUUAAAAAUAUAGGGCCAGAUCAAACAUGGUUCAUAUCGAGAAUGAAGACUUGAUUGCAGUUAUUUGUGAUUGUUGGUCAGUGGGAUUAUAAGUGGCACCUGCAUCACUUCCCAUUUCUGAGAGAGUGUCUCAUACCAGCCAGUUGAAUGGCAGACUCUGGACUGAAUCUCUGUUGAGAUCUCUGAUGCCUUUUUUAUACUUAGUUCUUUUAAAUAUUCAUUUUUACUGAAAAUAUUAUGACUUACAUUUCUAAGGAAUAAAAAGAAGGAAACUUCUGGCAGGCAUAUUGUUCAAAUUCAUUCACUGUUGCUAAAAUAAAAGAUAAAAAUACUUA
Silurus meridionalis is the source of this 2075-nucleotide messenger RNA. It is a transcript of the gene sfrp5, whose product is annotated as secreted frizzled-related protein 5. Lineage: Eukaryota; Metazoa; Chordata; Actinopteri; Siluriformes; Siluridae. Gene Ontology annotation, biological process: canonical Wnt signaling pathway; non-canonical Wnt signaling pathway; negative regulation of canonical Wnt signaling pathway. Gene Ontology annotation, molecular function: Wnt-protein binding. The coding region runs from base 355 to 1293 and encodes 312 amino acids. The transcript is spliced from 3 exons. The record is from RefSeq and is a predicted model, not a curated record.